Xyrauchen texanus (razorback sucker) is the source of this 892-nucleotide messenger RNA. Its product is annotated as apolipoprotein D-like. Gene Ontology annotation, molecular function: lipid binding. Gene Ontology annotation, biological process: lipid transport; brain development; tissue regeneration. The record is from RefSeq and is a predicted model, not a curated record. The transcript has 5 exons. Bases 99 to 659 code for a protein of 186 amino acids. NCBI's taxonomy places the organism in Eukaryota, Metazoa, Chordata, Actinopteri, Cypriniformes, Catostomidae.
CUCCUCUAGACAGCAGAUGUUGAGAGAACAGCACACACUUCACACCACAGGCUGUAAGAACAGGUUCAUCUUAGAGAGAUACAGCAGCUCUUGGCAGGAUGAAGGCCAUCAUUGUGUUGCUUGUACCACUUCUGUUUCCAUUGGUCUCUGCUCAGACAUUCCAUUGGGGUGCCUGCCCAAAACCAAUGGUCCAGCCAAACUUUGAAGUAAAUAAGUACAUUGGAAAGUGGUAUGAGAUUGAAAAGCUCCCAGCAUCUUUUGAGAAAGGCAAGUGCAUUGAGGCGAACUACGCGGUGAGACCUGACAAAACCAUCCAAGUUCUCAAUGUUCAGACAUACAAAGGAAAAGUUCAAACUGCAGAGGGUACAGCCACUGUCCAGGACAUGAGGGAACCAGCAAAGCUUGGAGUCAGUUUCUCCUACUUCACACCCUAUGCCCCCUACUGGGUCCUGUCCACUGACUACAACAGUGUGGCCCUGGUUUAUUCGUGCACUGAUAUUCUCAGGCUGUUCCAUGUAGACUAUGCCUGGAUCCUGGCACGCACACGCACUCUGCCCGCAGAGACCAUCAACCAUGCAAAAGAGAUCUUCUCACGAGACAAUAUCGAUUUGAGCAAAAUGGCACCCACAGAUCAGCAAGGAUGUGACGGUCCAAUUUGAAUAAUGAAGACAGAUUUGCACUCCUAUAUUGCACACUAUUUACAUGCAAUAUCUGUUAAACAUAUAAUUACAUAUUUAGAACAUUUAUUAGUGAAAAUUGUUGCAACUCACUGACAUAUUGCCUAAAGCAAUCUCAUCUGAUACAUACAGUAAUAUAAUGCACAUAAUAUUUUUAUGUUGAUUUAUUGGGAAUGUAUACAGUAUGUUGGUCAUGUCUUAUCAAAUAAAUAAAA